Molecule: messenger RNA, 771 nt
Organism: Cyclocybe aegerita
Lineage: Eukaryota; Fungi; Basidiomycota; Agaricomycetes; Agaricales; Hemipholiotaceae
Source: the annotation of a GenBank genome assembly
AUGAAGAACAAAAACAAGCAAACCAAGUUCCCCGUCGCGCGGAUAAAAAAGAUCAUGCAGAAGGACGAAGAGGUCGGCAAGGUCGCGCAAGCUACGCCCGUCGUCAUCUCCAAAGCGCUGGAGCUCUUCCUUGGCCUCAUCAUCGAUGAAUCGAGCAAAGUCACGAUGGACAGAGGCUCGAAGAAGGUCGAGGCGUACCACCUAAAACACGCAGUUGAAAACACCGAAAUGCUCGACUUCCUCAAGGAGCUCGUGCAGAACAUCCCCGAUCCGUCCGCAGGUGGGACGGUCGACCUCGAGGCCGAAGCCGAGAACAAGAGGAAGCGCGGGAAAGGAAAACGUUCUACCGCCGCCGCCGGUGCAAGUGGAUCAGGGGACGGCGAUGCCGAUGCCGAUGCCCCGCCGAAGAGGAGGCGGAGGAGGAAGGUCGAGGCGGACGACGAUGGCAUAGGUGGAGGUACCAAGGCAGGGAAAGGGACGAAUGGCACUGGUAAAGGAAGGGGUAGGAAGAAGGCGGUCAAGGCCCCGCAGGCCCAGGCCGUCCAGCAAGAAGAGGACGAGGACGAGGAUACGGAGAUGCACGAUGAGCAUGAGCAUGAGCAUGGGAGGGAAGAGGACGAUGACUACGACGAGGACGAGCCGAUGCCCCCACCCCCGCCGACAGGUGGAUCGAGUAAUGCCGGCGUAGGAGAAGGAGCGGAUGGGUACCGCCUGCGCAGCCCCAGCAGCGAGGAUUGGGACGACGAUAAGCCCUUUAUGCCGAAGAAAUGA